Molecule: messenger RNA, 3365 nt
Organism: Tupaia belangeri chinensis (Chinese tree shrew)
Lineage: Eukaryota; Metazoa; Chordata; Mammalia; Scandentia; Tupaiidae
Gene: ZNF75A
Product: zinc finger protein 75A
Exons: 9
Coding region: 244-2073 (609 amino acids)
Biological process (GO): regulation of transcription by RNA polymerase II
Cellular component (GO): nucleus
Molecular function (GO): RNA polymerase II transcription regulatory region sequence-specific DNA binding; DNA-binding transcription factor activity, RNA polymerase II-specific
Source: RefSeq, a predicted model, not a curated record
UUUCUGUUGAUGCAGGAGCGUUCCCCCAUGCUUCCAGAGCCGGGACGCGGGGUCGGGAGGACAGCGAGGGCUGCCUUUUCUUUAAAUCUCCCAGGCCGGACUUUUAGCGCCAGUUCUGCUGGCACACCUCGGGAAAUGAAGAAGAUCCUUUUACUGAUUUUUGUACCAACUCAGAGGGAACAUCACCUGUAAAAGUGGCACCAGUUGGGUGUCAGACCUAGGUGCAGAACUUCCUUGAACAGAAUGAUGAUGGUACAUUUGAAGGUGGCUGAGUAUUUGGACCCUCAGAUCAGGGCUCUAUGGGAGAUCAAAGGGCCGGUGAGAGAGAUCGCCAGUCAGAGUGAAAAAUCUCCACAGACCGUGGAUCUCAGUCCUGAGAGUUCACGCUGGCACUUCCGGAACUUCCACUAUUGUGAAGCAUCUGGACCCCAUGAGGCUGUCCGCCAACUUCAGGAAUUAUGCAAUCUGUGGCUGAGGCCAGAGGUCCACUCAAAAGAACAGAUAUUGGAACUGCUGGUGCUAGAGCAGUUUCUGACCAUUCUGCCCAGGGAAACUCAGACCCAGAUGGAGAAGCACCAUCCACAGAGCAUCAAGGAAGCUGUAGCCCUGGUAGAACACUUGCAGAGGGAAUCUGGUCAAACAAGGAAUGGGGUUGCAGUCCCUGAGCUGAGAAAAGAGACAGUGCUCUUGGGAGAAACAGCAGAGGCCUCAGGCUUCAAGCUGAAGCCAACAGAAUCCCAACAAGUGGGUGUGUCCCAGGAUGAAGAAUUUUGGAAUACAUACCAGGGUCUACAAGAACAGCUGAGCAGGAAUACUGAUAAAGAAACUGAGCCUGUAUAUGAGAGGGCUGUGCCUGCUCAACAGAUUCUAGCCAUUCCUGAGCAGACAAACACCAAAGAGUGGACAGUGGUACCUGAGCUCGUCUUGCCUGAGUCCCAGAGCUUGUUGACAUUUGAAGAAGUGGCCAUGUAUUUUUCCCAGGAAGAAUGGGAGCUCUUGGAUCCCACUCAGAAGGCUCUCUACAAUGAUGUAAUGCAGGAAAACUAUGAGACUGUCAUCUCUCUAGCUGUGCCUGCUCAACCGACAAACAUUCCUGAGCAGACAAACACCAAAGACCAGACAGUGGUGCCUGAGCUCGUCUUGCCUGAGUCCCAGAGCUUGUUGACAUUUGAAGAAGUGGCCAUGUAUUUUUCCCAGGAAGAAUGGGAGCUCUUGGAUCCCACUCAGAAGGCUCUCUACAAUGAUGUAAUGCAGGAAAACUAUGAGACUGUCAUCUCUCUAGCAUUAUUUGUGCUCCCCAAACCUAAAGUGAUCUUCUGUUUAGAGCAAGGAGAAGAGCCAUGGAUUCAAAGAUCCACAGAGUUAAAAGACAUUCCUAAAGAAUCUCCUGGAGGGUUAAAGCUCAAAAAUGACACUGAAAAUCAUCAGCCUAUAUCUGCUUCUAAAUUUGAAAUGCAAGUACCGAAAGAUGUAGUUUCAAAAAAAGCCAAAGUGAAAGUACCCCAGAGAAUGACAGGCAAAGAAAAUCACAGUGAUACGCACAGAGCUGGGAAAUUGCACCGAGAUUUUCCAGUGAAGAAGAGAAAGAAACUCUCAACUUGGAAACAAGAGCUUCUAAAACUUAUGGACCUUCACAAGAAAGACCGUGUAGCAGAGAAGCCUUUUAAAUGUCAGGAAUGUGGGAAAAGCUUCAGAGUUAGCUCUGACCUUAUUAAGCACCAAAGAAUUCACACUGAAGAGAAACCCUACAAAUGUCAACAGUGUGACAAGAGGUUUAGAUGGAGUUCAGAUCUUAAUAAGCACUUUACUACACAUCAAGGAAUAAAACCAUAUAAAUGCUCAUGGUGUGGGAAAAGCUUCAGUCAAAAUACAAAUCUCCACACACAUCAAAGAACUCACACAGGAGAGAAGCCAUUUACAUGUCAUGAAUGUGGAAAAAAAUUUAGCCAGAACUCCCACCUCAUUAAACAUCGGAGAACCCACACAGGUGAGCAGCCUUAUACUUGUACAGUCUGCAGGAGGAACUUCAGCAGGCGGUCAAGCCUUCUUAGACACCAAAAACUCCAUCAAUGAAGGGAAGUUUAGCAUUGUCAUUCUGAAGGACUCCAUCAAAUAGAGUUAGACCCUAAAGUUUUGUAUGAAAAAAUAAAAAAUUGAAGCAUGAAGAAUUUUUCAUCAUUGGAAAAUCAAGAAUAUAGAUGUAAUAUUUUACAGAAAGGAAUUAAGGUGGGCUUUGCAAGGUAUAUACUUAAGUCUUUGUGCUACUUAAUGUUUUUACUUUAAAUUGCCUGGGAAUUCCUUAGCAAGAGAGGUGUUCUAAGAGCAUUCUGAAUAAUGAAAAGGCUGUUUUGGGACUGACUGUACCUUGAAACAGCAAAUUGAGCUACAAAUAGAUGCAGCCAAUCAGUAGUUUUCUUUGGUCACAGAAGUAAAUAAUGUUGGUUUAGCAUUGAUCUCUUGAAUACAUGUGAUAGAAACAUUUGUAGCAUGGUCUUCCAAACUAAAAAGUAAUAACAUGAAUGGUUAAUUGGUUAUUAUUGUCUUCAGGGUAAGCAGGCUUACUGAUUUCAAUAGUCUCAUGAGAUAGAAAUGAUUUCUAAUGUAAAGUUUCCCAAGAACCAAGUUGGGUUUUCUUCCUUUCUCUUGUUAUUGGAUACUGUUCAUAAAGUUAACAUCAUUUGAGUUUCUUCUUGAACUUUUUAGCAACUUCAGCUCUUGAAUCCUGUUAGCACGGUUUUUACUGUGAUGAAAUUAUAUAUAUUUACUAGGAAGUCUAUCAGAUGAACUGGUAUAAAAAAUGCACUUAUGUAUCUCAUUGGUGGUGUUUAGAAAAUGGAAAACAUUUCUAAUGAGAUCAUAUGGAAACGGGUUGGAAUUUGUAGCCAUGGAAUAUAUACUAGAUGUGAAAAAUAAUUUCCUGCAAUAAAAGGAACUAGACUGUUUCUUUACCUCACACUGUCAAUAGGAUAAAGUAGCCAUAAAAAUUGGCACUUGCCUGAGACCAGAAGGAAAACUAAUGGGAGUUCAGCAUCACCUUCCCAGUUGUUUUUCUUUUUUAAUUUGUUUUUUGUUACUAAGAACAAGUUAUAUUGUAAGAGGGUUGGAGUGUAUGUGCUAAAGGUGAGAGCCUAUGGCUCAUUUGGCAUGAAGACCUGAGCAUCCAGUUAGUAGACUGGAUUCCCAAAGGAAAGUUUUGGGCAUUGGUGUGGAAAAAAUAGGUAAAUCUACAUCUGUGUUAUUCUGUCUUCCACUGUAAGUUCUUAUGUAGGCAGGGUCUGUCUGUCUCUGUUCUUUCUAGCACAGCCUCAGAUGAUAAAUUUGUUGGACUAUUGAAAGUAUAUAGCCUGUGAAUUUUCUUAAAACUC